Eucalyptus grandis is the source of this 2422-nucleotide messenger RNA. RefSeq names its product beta-glucosidase BoGH3B. Lineage: Eukaryota; Viridiplantae; Streptophyta; Magnoliopsida; Myrtales; Myrtaceae. Gene Ontology annotation, molecular function: beta-glucosidase activity. Gene Ontology annotation, biological process: glucan catabolic process. Bases 188 to 2044 code for a protein of 618 amino acids. The record is from RefSeq and is a predicted model, not a curated record. The transcript is spliced from 9 exons.
CUCAGUCUAGUCGUAACAACAUUUUCGCGCAUUAUUUCGCUUCGUCACUUCGCUUCACUCCACCACCUAAUCCUCCCAAGCCAACCACGCCGAUCGUCGUGCCUCGGAUCGGAUAAGCUUCGGGAGUCCUGCUUUCUCGAUCGAUCGGAUCCGGCGGGCGGCCGGUUCGCAGGGGUGCAGCCGAGAGAUGGGUUCGGCCGAGGACGCGAGGUGCGUGUACAAGGACCCCAACGCCGCCAUCGAGGAUCGAGUCAACGACUUGCUCUCCCGGAUGACGCUGCAGGAGAAGGUCGGCCAGAUGACCCAAAUCGAGAGGCGCGUCGCCACUCCCUCCGUGCUCUCCGGCCUCUCCAUCGGGAGUAUACUCAGUGCUGGAGGCAGUGGGCCAUUUGGGGUAAUAGGCAGUGAGUCAUCUAAGCAAGCAUUGUCGUCGGAUUGGGCCGACAUGGUGGAUGGAUUCCAAAAGGCGGCGCUGGAGUCCCGCCUGGGAAUACCGCUUAUUUACGGGAUUGAUGCAGUUCAUGGCAACAAUAGUAUAUACGGCGCCACGAUAUUCCCUCACAACAUUGGCCUUGGAGCCACUAGAGAUGCGGAGCUAGUUCGGAGGAUUGGGGUCGCAACUGCACUUGAAGUCAGAGCAAGUGGCAUUCCUUAUACUUUUGCUCCAUGUGUGGCUGUGCUGAAAGAUCCCAGAUGGGGAAGAUCUUAUGAGAGCUACAGUGAAGACACUGAUAUAGUUAGAAAGAUGACUCCAAUAGUAGCAGGUUUGCAGGGCCAGCCACCCCAAGGGCACCCAAAGGGCUAUCCUUUCGUAGCUGGAAGAAACAAUGUUAUUGCUUGUGCCAAGCAUUUUGUUGGAGAUGGAGGAACUGAAAGUGGUGUAAAUGAGGGGAACACCGUAACGUCUUAUGAAGAUCUAGAAAGGAUACAUAUGGCUCCCUAUUUGGAUUGUAUCUCCCAAGGUGUUUGCACAGUCAUGGCAUCCUACUCUAGCUGGAAUGGGCGCAGGCUGCAUUCUGACUAUUUUCUCCUGACAGAGGUCUUGAAAGAUAAGUUAGGUUUUAAGGGCUUUGUCAUUUCAGACUGGGAAGGACUUGACCGACUCAGUCAACCUCAUGGCUCAAACUACCGUCAGAGUAUUUCUCUGGCAGUUAAUGCUGGGAUUGACAUGAUUAUGGUGCCUUUUAGACAUGAACAAUUUGCAGAGGAUUUGACAGCCUUGGCUGAAUCAGGGGAAGUACCAAUGUCCAGAAUAGAUGAUGCCGUUCAACGGAUACUGAGAGUCAAGUUUGUAUCUGGUCUAUUUGAGCAUCCUUUUUCUGAUAGAUCAUUGCUUCAGAUUGUUGGUUGCAAGUCGCAUAGAGAAUUAGCACGUGAAGCAGUUCGAAAGUCGUUGGUAUUGUUGAAGAAUGGGAAGGAUCCAAUGAAACCAUUUCUCCCAUUAGAUAAAAAUGCAAAGAAAAUUCUAGUUGCAGGAAGUCAUGCUGAUGAUCUAGGUUAUCAAUGUGGAGGGUGGACUGCCACUUGGCAUGGAAGCAGUGGCAGGAUCACAAUCGGUACGACUAUCUUAGAUGCAAUCAAGGAAGCAGUUGGAGGCAACACAGAAGUGAUUUACGAGCAAAAUCCAUCUCCUUCCACAUUAGCGAGUCAUGAUUACACAUUUGCUAUUGUUGCUGUUGGUGAAGGUCCUUAUGCAGAAACUCUCGGUGAUAACCCCGAACUUGCAAUCCCAUUCAACGGAACGGACGUGAUAAAGUCAGUCGCCGAGAGAAUACCUACACUCGUACUUGUCGUCUCUGGAAGACCCUUGGUCAUAGAACCACAUGUUCUGGAGAAGAUAGAUGCUCUUGUUGCUGCUUGGUUACCUGGAAGCGAAGGAACAGGCAUCACAGAUGUGGUCUUCGGCGACUAUGAUUUCGAAGGUCAAUUACCCAUCUCGUGGUUUAGAACGGUUGAACAAGUGCCUAUGGACCAUAAAGCUAAUUCCUAUGAUCCCUUGUUCCCCCUGGGUUUCGGAUUGAAAUGCAAGAAAGAAGCCCGAUGACGAGGCAAUUCAAUGAGUGAUGAAGUUAAUGACCAACAGAGAAGUAGCUGGUCCGGUCGAAAAAUGCCUUCUGAACUAGAUAUUAGUGUGCGUUUGCAAGAAUAAUCGCUUCAGAUCCAAUGUCCCCUAAAUUCCUGUUGAAAUUCUAGAAGCUCUGAACUAGAUAUUAGAGCGCAUUUGCAUGAAUAAUCGCUUCAGGUCCAAUGUCCCCUAAAUUCCUGUUGAAAUUCUAGAAGCGUCAGAGUGGAAAAGGGAAUCGUAUAAUUUGUAUGCUACUUUUCCAGAACUGCGGUUUCUCACUGUUGAGUGAUUGUAAUAUUGCCAUAUUGGCAUGGAUAAUGAUAAGCAGUUAAGGCAGUAUGGUUGCGAUAGAAUCCA